AGCAGCAGCAGCAGCAGCAGCAGCAGCAGCAGCAGCAGCAGCAGCAGCAGCAGCAGCAGCAGCGGGAGCGGGAGGUGGGGAGGCCCACCUGCGCCACAGGAUGUGCACUGCUCCAGAGUGUUGGCGAAAAUCGUCGUGUACGUCCCAGGGGGACAAGGGAAACUCUCCAGCUGCAGUCAUCAGCAGCAGCAGCAGCAGCAGCAGCAGCAGCAGCAGCAGCAGCAGCAGCAGCAGCAGCAGCAGCAGCAGCGGGGGGAGGGGGAGUCUGUUGGAUCUGCUUUUUCUGGAGUGUUCUCCUGGCGUCUGUCUGUGUCGGUUGA
Messenger RNA from Eimeria necatrix, 320 nucleotides. RefSeq lists its product as hypothetical. The record is from RefSeq and is a predicted model, not a curated record. NCBI's taxonomy places the organism in Eukaryota, Apicomplexa, Conoidasida, Eucoccidiorida, Eimeriidae. The transcript has a single exon. The annotation marks the transcript as partial.